AUGAUGAAGCUCAUUUGCUUGUUUGCUGUCCUGGCGGUGGCAUUGGCUGAUGUGAGGCCAGUUCCAUCCGGUGCUGUACCAAUGAAGACUGAUGUUCCCGUAAGCAACGAAAUGCAAGCAUCAGAUGCUGCAGGAGACAUGGACAAGGCGGAAACGUUCGGUUUCGGUUACCACAAGCAUUUCCACGCUGUACCCCAGUACUAUGGUGGAUAUUAUGGUGGUUAUCAUGGAGGAUAUCUAGGAGGAUACCAUGGUGGAUACUACCCGUACUAUGCUCAUAAUUAUGGUUAUCCUUACUAUUAUUAA
Messenger RNA from Aedes albopictus (Asian tiger mosquito), 306 nucleotides. RefSeq lists its product as uncharacterized. Bases 1 to 306 code for a protein of 101 amino acids. The transcript has 2 exons. The record is from RefSeq and is a predicted model, not a curated record. NCBI's taxonomy places the organism in Eukaryota, Metazoa, Arthropoda, Insecta, Diptera, Culicidae.